This is a messenger RNA of Caenorhabditis angaria, 2657 nucleotides long. Lineage: Eukaryota; Metazoa; Nematoda; Chromadorea; Rhabditida; Rhabditidae. The record is from the annotation of a GenBank genome assembly.
AUGAGAGAAUUGUUUGAUAUGCCUGGAACAAGUGAAACUAAUAGAGAGGUAACUUUGAUCUUAAAAAUAUAAAGUAUAAAAAUAUUGUUAAUUUUCAGAUGACUGAACCACUUGGUCGAUUGUAUACAAAAUUGCAUUACAUAUAUACAAAAAAACAAUACGACUUUUUGAUGCAUAAUUUGAAAAAUCGAGAUAUAACAAAUAGCGAAAGAGAAAAAAUAGGUACUCAAUCAUGAAUAGAAUUCUGAAAAAAAAAUUUCAAAACUUUCAGAGAAAUAUUAUGAAAUACACUGUGGACACAACUGCGAUUGUUUGAUGGAUGACAAAAACAUAAUGAGCCGGAUAGAUAACACAACGAUUAACACAAAUCCUGCCCUGCAUUCAAACCCUACCGAAUUCAAUGAAAUACCAAUACAAAACAGUACCUAUGUUCUGAGGACACACAUUCCUGGAUCAAUUGUCAACAACAUCUAUCAAUCAAAAUAUUACAAUGGUCAUUCUGAAAAUCUUCAAACACCAGUCGAAACUUCGGAAGAGCCAACUCACAUCGAUGAAAUCGUUCAAGAACACAUCGAAACAAUUCAGCCUGUUGAAGUUGUUGCCGAAACUUCUGGAGUUGAUACUCAUUCUGAAAAUAUUCAAACACCAGUCGAAACUUCGGAAGAGCCAACUCACAUCGAUGAAAUCGUUCAAGAACACAGCGAGAUUUUUAACACUGUUAAAAUUGAUGCUGAAACUUCUGGAAGCGAUGAUCAUUCUGAAAUUAUUCAAACACCAGUCGAAACUUCGGAAGAGCCAACUCACAUCGAUGAAAUUGUUCAAGAACACAGCGAAACAAUUCAGCCUGUUGAAGAUGUUGCCAAAACUUCUGGAGUUAAUACUCAAUCUGAAAAUAUUCAAACACCAGUCGAAACUUCGGAAGAGCCAACUCACAUCGAUGAAAUUGUUCAAGAACACAGCGAGAUUUUUAACACUGUUAAAAUUGUUGCUGAAACUUCUGGAGAAGAUGAUCAAUCUGAAAAUAUUGAAACACCAGUCGAAACUUCGGAAGAGCCAACUCACAUCGAUGAAAUUGUUCAAGAACACAGCGAGACAAUUCAGCCAGCUGAAGUUGUUGCCGAAACUUCUGAAGCUGAUACUCAUUCUGAAAAUAUUGAAGCACCAGUCGAAACUUCGGAAGAGCCAACUCACAUCGAUGAAAUUGUUCAAGAACACAGCGAGACAAUUCAGCCAGCUGAAGUUGUUGCCGAAACUUCUGAAGCUGAUACUCAAUCUGAAAAUAUUGAAGCACCAGUCGAAACUUCGGAAGAGCCAACUCACAUCGAUGAAAUCGUUCAAGAACACAGCGAAACAAUUCAGCCUGUUGAAGUUGUUGCCGAAACUUCUGAAGUUGAUACUCAUUCUGAAAAUAUUCAAACACCAGUCGAAACUUUGGAAGAGCCAACUCACAUCGAUGAAAUCGUUCAAGAACACAGCGAAACAAUUCAGCCUGUUGAAGUUGUUGCCGAAACUUCUGAAGUUGAUACUCAUUCUGAAAAUAUUCAAACACCAGUCGAAACUUUGGAAGAGCCAACUCACAUCGAUGAAAUUGUUCAAGAACACAGCGAGACAAUUCAGCCAGCUGAAGUUGUUGCCGAAACUUCUGAAGCUGAUACUCAUUCUGAAAAUAUUGAAGCACCAGUCGAAACUUCGGAAGAGCCAACUCACAUCGAUGAAAUUGUUCAAGAACAAAGCGAGACAAUUCAGCCAGCUGAAGUUGUUGCCGAAACUUCUGAAGCUGAUACUCAUUCUGAAAAUAUUGAAGCACCAGUCGAAACUUCGAAAGAGCCAACUCACAUCGAUGAAAUUGUUCAAGAACACAGCGAGACAAUUCAGCCAGCUGAAGUUGUUGCCGAAACUUCUGAAGCUGAUACUCAUUCUGAAAAUAUUGAAGCACCAGUCGAAACUUCGGAAGAGCCAACUCACAUCGAUGAAAUUGUUCAAGAACACAGCGAGACAAUUCAGCUAGCUGAAGUUGUUGCCGAAACUUCUGAAGUUGAUACUCAUUCUGAAAAUCUUCAAACACCAAGAGAAACUUCGGAAGAGCCAACUCACAUCGAUGAAAUUGUUCAAGAACACAGUGAGACUAUUCAGCCAGCUGAAGUUGUUGCCGAAACUGCUGGAAGUCGAUGCUCAUUCUGAAAAUAUUCAAACACCAGUCGAAACUUUGGAAGAGCCAACUCACAUCGAUGAAAUUGUUCAAGAACAAAGCGAGACAAUUCAGCCAGCUGAAGUUGUUGCCGAAACUUCUGAAGCUGAUACUCAUUCUGAAAAUAUUGAAGCACCAGUCGAAACUUCGGAAGAGCCAACUCACAUCGAUGAAAUUGUUCAAGAACAAAGCGAGACAAUUCAGCCAGCUGAAGUUGUUGCCGAAACUUCUGGAAGCUGAUACUCAUUCUGAAAAUAUUGAAGCACCAGUCGAAACUUCGGAAGAGCCAACUCACAUCGAUGAAAUCGUUCAAGAACAAAGCGAGACAAUUCAGCCAGCUGAAGUUGUUGCCGAAACUUCUGAAGCUGAUACUCAUUCUGAAAAUAUUGAAGCACCAGUCGAAACUUCGGAAGAGCCAACUCACAUCGAUGAAAUUGUUCAAGAACACAGCGAGACAAUUAACAGCUAG